Molecule: messenger RNA, 189 nt
Organism: Lottia gigantea (owl limpet)
Lineage: Eukaryota; Metazoa; Mollusca; Gastropoda; Lottiidae
Exons: 1
Coding region: 1-189 (62 amino acids)
Cellular component (GO): extracellular region
Source: RefSeq, a predicted model, not a curated record
AUGUGGUCCAAGAAAACAUCAUCUCAAUCUUUAAAAGUAGAAAAUGUUGUUUGUCCUGAUCAACAAUCUCAAUGUCCUGAUGGUUCAACUUGUUGUAAAUUAUCUACAGGACAAUAUGGAUGCUGUCCACUGCCAAAUGUAAGUAAAUAUUCUUCUUCAGUCUUUUUACCUUUUCAUACAUCAGUUUAA